Ictalurus furcatus (blue catfish) is the source of this 7659-nucleotide messenger RNA. RefSeq names its product frizzled class receptor 9a (gene fzd9a). The record is from RefSeq and is a predicted model, not a curated record. Gene Ontology annotation, molecular function: Wnt-protein binding; Wnt receptor activity. Gene Ontology annotation, cellular component: plasma membrane. The transcript has a single exon. Lineage: Eukaryota; Metazoa; Chordata; Actinopteri; Siluriformes; Ictaluridae. The coding region runs from base 391 to 2160 and encodes 589 amino acids. Gene Ontology annotation, biological process: non-canonical Wnt signaling pathway; canonical Wnt signaling pathway.
CAGUGUGAGCGAGCGCUCCGUUGAGAGAACGCGGAUGCACUCCGGUUCAUCCAGGCUGCGACCGGACGAGACGAGACGCGCGCGCAUUUACGCGUCUGGAACGGAAUUGAGCGUGACAGGGAGAAAGUUGAACACGCGCACUCGGUUUACUUUCAGUUUGACAUCGCACGCGCGUCCGGGACGCUGGUCGGAGAACAGUUUUGGAUCAGAAGAGUUGAAGUAUUUCACCGAGGAAUGUUAUCUGCAAAGAUAAAAACCACGAAGCAUAUUUUGCAUUCUGAUUUAUUUCCUAAUAUGCCUGGAUUAAAAAAAACAAACAAACAAAAACAAAUUCUCAUUGCUGUUCAAUGCUUAUGACAUGGAGAGCUUUAUGAACUUGUUGACCUGUUAAUGAUGCACUGUUGGAUUUUUAAAUGCUGUGCCGUUACCAUGGCAUGCCAUGUGACAGUUGUGGUACUCCUGUGCCAACUAGGGACUGCUGCGUUCUCGCUGGAGAUCGGAGGUUACGAUGGGGAGUGGGGAAGACCUGCGAAAUGCGAGCCGAUCACCAUUCCCAUGUGCCAAGGAAUCGGCUACAACAUGACACGGAUGCCCAACUUCAUGAAAUACGAUAGUCAAGAGGAGGCGAGAAUAAAACUCAGCGAAUUUGCUCCUCUGGUGGAAUACGGCUGCGAUGUGCACCUCCGCUUCUUCCUGUGCUCCCUGUAUGUGCCCAUGUGUACAGACAAAGUGUCCAACACUAUUCCAGCAUGCCGGCCUAUGUGCGAGCAAGCCAGGCAGAAAUGCUCUCCUAUUAUGGAGAAAUUCAGUUUCAGCUGGCCGGAUUCAUUGGACUGUUCAAAGCUGCCAACCAAUAAUGACCCUAAUUCACUGUGCAUUGAGGCUCCAGAGAAUGACACGGUGCCUGAGACUAGGAAAGGGGAGGGCAUGCUGCCUGUGCCCGCCAGACCCAGGCAGUCCGGCGGCGGGCAUGGACAAUCAUCUGGGACUUGUGAGAACCAGGAGAAGUUCCAGUAUGUGGAGAGGAGCAAGUCAUGUGCGCCACGAUGCACCCCCACCGUGGAUGUGUUCUGGUCCAGGCAAGACAAGGACUUUGCUUUCAUCUGGAUGGCCGUGUGGUCUACUCUUUGCUUUGUCUCGACUGCAUUCACAGUCCUCACCUUCCUUCUGGACGCACAACGCUUCCAGUACCCUGAGAGGCCUAUUAUCUUCCUCUCCAUGUGCUACAACGUAUACUCUGUGGCUUUCAUCAUCCGCUCUGUGGCAGGAGCUGAGAACAUUGCCUGCGACAGGGAAAAUGGCCAGCUUUACAUCAUACAAGAGGGCUUAGAGAGCACAGGCUGUACCAUAGUCUUCCUCAUUCUGUAUUACUUUGGCACGGCCAGCUCUAUCUGGUGGGUCAUUCUUACGCUUACCUGGUUCCUUGCAGCUGGCAGGAAAUGGGGGCAUGAAGCCAUCGAGGCUCACAGCAGCUACUUCCACAUGAUCGCCUGGGGCAUACCGGCUUUGAAGACCAUAAUCAUUCUCACCAUGCGCAAAGUGGCAGGUGACGAGUUGACCGGACUGUGCUACGUCGGUAGUAUGGAUGCCAGUGCUUUAACCGGGUUUGUUCUCAUCCCUCUCUCCUGCUAUCUGAUCAUCGGCACCUCUUUCGUCCUUACUGGAUUUGUUGCGUUGUUCCACAUCCGUAAGAUCAUGAAAACCGAAGGCACCAACACGGAAAAGCUGGAAAAGCUCAUGUUUAAGAUCGGGAUCUUCUCUGUCCUUUACACUGUCCCCGCCACUUGCGUGAUAAUCUGCUACUUCUACGAGAGACUCAACAUGGACUACUGGAAGUUCCGCGCUCUGGAGAGCAAGUGCGUCUCUUUUCCCGGACGAAGGGUUGACGACUGCUCUCUGGAGUCUUCCGUGCCCACCGUAGCCGUGUUCAUGCUGAAGAUUUUCAUGUCCUUAGUGGUAGGCAUUACCAGCGGAGUCUGGGUGUGGAGCUCAAAGACUCUCCAGACUUGGCAAGGCUUGUGCACCAGGAGGUUAUCGAUGAGGACGACGCACAAGCCCUGUCCUAGCAUCAACUGCAGCAGCUCCCACUGUCAUUACAAAGCGACCGCGUUCCAUGCGAACAAAACGGACUCGUGCACAGACAGUCCCACGAGGGUUUGACUAAAGUGCGGUGGCAGUCUGAAUGCAAUUUGACAUCAUUCAAAUAAAAUAGGCAUUUUAAAUACCUACCUUGCCUAGCAAAAGCAUCUAAAAGCUUCAUCCUGAGGAGAAACGAUAAAGGCAGAGACUGUAACAGGUCAUGCUGUGUUGAUGGCAUGGUUUUGUGAUGUAAAUACAGAUAUUAAUACGUUCAGCAAGCUGAAAUGUUUAUUUAUUACAGCUAUUUAAGUAUCGCUUGUCAAUGAAUGCACUAUACUGUACAUAUAACGGAUGCUCUGAAUAAGUCGGGUGUAAGAAUUUGGAAAUAUUGUAUAUACAUAUAUAUAUAUAUAUAUAUAAUUAUUUUUUGGAUGAAAGAACAAUAAACAUAUUUUUUCGCAACGACUUUGUUUAAUUACAUUCGCUGACCCACUUUUUUUUUUUUUUUAUGAAAAACGUUGCAUGAAGCACAUUUAUAAAUGAUUUCCACAGUACGCUGUUAUGUCAGUAACAGAUUGGAAAUGAGUGCUGAAUGUUUUCACAAAUGUCUUCUUUUGUUAGCACUUCUCAAGGAAAUGGAUUUUGGCAUGCAAAAAAAAAAAAAACCACGGAGAGAGCUCGUAUAGAGCAAAAGCACUCUGAAAGAUCAUAUUUCUCAUAAGUCUGGUGAAAUCUAGCUUCUGAAAAGUCCUAAUAAUGAUAAAGUGGACUACAAUGGAGAAGUGUAGAGUUGUGCAUUUAAUGCUAAAUUAAAAAAAAAAAAAAUUAUUAGCAUAAUUUCCAUUUAAUACCCAUCAUAAGACUGUUCUUUACACCGCUGGUCAUGUAACAGUUCUGAAAUUGCGUAUAAAAUUAGUAAUAAUAUGCAGUGAAUUUUCAGCUUUGUUUGAAAAUGUUCUGCUUAUUUUGUAUCCCGUCUCGAAGCUACAGUCACACUUUCCUAAGUGACAUGAGCUGUUAUUGCAGGGUCUUUAUUUUAAUUCCGUAUGUGUUCCACAAGCCCGCUGUCAGCUGAUCACAGUCUUGGCUACUACGAGAUUGAAAAGAGACGUGAGAUCAGAGCAGUUCUGGCCAGGGCUCUGGUCACGUUUACCGACGUGCUUGUACUUGUGGGUUAUUUUUUUCUUCUUCUUCUUCUUCUUUUUUCUCAAACCUCUUCUUGUCCUCAAGGGCAGCUGUGACUUCACAUGCCUUUUUGACAUGUUUAUGAAGUGCGUCUGGAUUCACUGCAGAGUAAUAGAGAGCAGGGAAGAUUUUCAGGAAUGAAAUUUGUACAUGUUCAGAGCUUUAUGUUCGCACACCAGUGAAAUCUGUAUACUUGUUAAAAGGCGUCUCUCAAAGCCAACACCAUUAGUCAUGUUUUGCAGAUGGAAGCUAAUCCCAGGUCUAGAGUAAAUAGGAUCUGAAGAGGCGAAUCUCCCGGUCCAAAUUAAGGAUUAAUACGUGUCCAUAAAACUGUCCUGCUGCACUAUGUUCUCUACUCAUGAGAUUUUUGAUAUGAAAUGUAAAUAUUUAUUCUAACCAGUUUUAUUAUGCAUUCUCUUAGCAGCUCUAUAUCUAAUUGUUCCGACGUUUGUCCUCAACAUGGCAGCGCUUGAGCUUUGGAUUUCAAGCAUGCUAUAUUUGGACUAAAAAUUUUGCUUGUCUUAGUGACUAGCUGUUAUUACAUGGUGCAUUAACAACAAUGUACCAGUUGCUAUGAAGUAAAAUUAUUGCUUGAAUUUUUCUGCAUCAUUAGUAUGUAUCAUCACAUGCUAAUUUGUAGCUUUACAAGGUCUGGACAUGCUUUCGCCUAUGUAGUUAUUUUAGUAAGAGCUUUAGUUAUGUUAGUAAUAAGCCCCUACGACAGCUUGUUCUUUUGUACACUUAAAGACGCAUAUCAAGAUGGCUCAAAGAUAAAUAAAUUGCUUUUUUUUUUUUUUUAUGUCUGGUCCCAAACCCUGAAAUGUUCCCUAUCUACAACACUGGGUUUCUUGGGAUCGGGUUUUAACUUCCUCAAGAGGCUUUAAUUGGGAUAUGUUCGGAUUCAUUCAUCCAGAGUUCACCAAUUAACAUCAACCACCUUGUCAUUUAAAGCAAAAUUGGAAUAAUUUCUAACUUCUCAAACAUGAACGUAAAGUAAACGUUGGGAUUGACGCUUGUCCAUCCACUUUUUGUUUGAAAACGAGUAAUUGAACUCAAACUCUUAUUCCUCAGUCAGUCUUGAACGUAUCUCGUUCCUAAACCCAAACAAAGAGAUAUUUGUCAUGUAGAUUUGACCGACACGGACGGUUUUAGGUUGAAGUGUUGGUGCGACACUGCAGCGUUUGUGCCGCAAGAGCGCUCAGUUUAUACAGCAACAGCCUUCAUUAUUCGGCCCAUCAAGAACCCUGAACAUAAAGGCCCCAUUGUACACCUUGAUGUUAAAGUUCUGAAUGCUAUUUUAGGCAAAGCAUUGCUCAAAGAAGCCCCCUUUCCAACCCAUUCAAGCCCGUUAUAAAGUGAAUGUUAAUGGCCUUGUAAGUGAGCUUGAGAACGGGACAAGAUAGAACAGUUUUGUAAUUGUCCUGCAACUCAGAGGAGAAGCCAUGUGUAUGUUUAACAAGAGGCUCAUUAAAACACCAGGGACUUUCCCCUCCUCGUUUAAAUAAAGCCAGAGGAAUAGAGCAAAGGAAGAAAGGAAUAGUGCUCAUUACCCGUUACCCCACGGGUAGGAUCCCUUUCCUUGGGUGUUUGAAGUGUAAAUAAGGGGCCAUGGUGAAAGCACAUUGAAAAGCUGUUGCCACCCAAAGGUUUUUCUUUUUAUUAUUAUUUUAUCUGUUGCUUUAUUUAAAGCUGUGAGCAUUAUUCAUAUGCACUCACUUUCACUUGGGUCACACAUGCACACAAACUUAAACAUGGUAUUUGUUUGAUAAAUAGUAGACAUUGAGGAAUCGAGUCAUGUGGGUAUAUUUGCAGACCUUGUAAUGUGUAACAUCCUAUAAUAUUUCAGGUUUGUAGCAGGUGUAUUUGGCUGGUGUGUACCAAAGAACUUUUUUUUUUUUCAUCUCAACAAAUACAUAGCUUAAGCGUUGUCGUUCAAGCCAGCCCAUCUAUGAGAUGCACUCAAGGGUUUAGUGGAUGGUUAAUGGUUCUGACUUUCCAUAAGGCUUCUAUGUCUGGAAUGGAAACGGUCUGUUUCAUGGUUUUGCAUAGUACAUAAGGUUUCCACCAGGAGAACAAGCUGAGAAACCCUUUUAACGUCCUGGAUGUAAGCUUUUUUAUUUUUUUGAUGACAUUUGCUUAUAUUCAUGACAGAACAACCUUUAUUAAAGUGAACCUUUGGAUCUAGACCAAUGACCUUAUUAAGACCAAACGCCAUAAUGCAUACAGAUGACUGGAAGUUGGAUGGUACUGUUGCCAUUACUCUCCAGUGGUACCUCUUGGUAAGUUUGGAAAUGUUUCAUCACUUAUUAAAAUCCCUUAUUGGACUUGCCCCUAAAAAAUACAAGUGGCCUUCAUGAGUGCUAAUUAUCUCCUUUUGUCACAUCCAAAGAAAGCAAGUUGAAUUGGCUGAAUCAUUUAUCCAGUCGAUGAGCAACUACUCACCUGGAAUUCAAGGCUGCGCCAUUCAGAAAAAGAAACCUAUUUAAACUUCAUACUAUAAGUAUAUUAACACUGGAAAUCACCCAACUGUCCAGAUUAGUUUCUGGAGCAUGUGUGCCAGGAAACACAUUUUGUAUUUUUAUAGUGUUUUUUUUUUAUUUUAUUUUAUUUUUUUUAAAAUCGGGCCUCAGCUUCUCUUGCCUGACUUGUUCAGUUGUGACAGUCAAGAGCAGGCCCACUGUCUGGUUCAGGCAAUCCUCAAACCUCCAGACAGUUCAACCUGACAAAAGGGCCUUUGCUGGGCUUUGGCUCGGGGAUAGGCAGCACAGAGACGGCUUUGUGCUGUGGUUGAACGUCGGAGACACACCGUGUCUUGUUGCUCGCCAAACUGUCAGGUCUCUCUGGUCUGCGCAAGCCAUCCUUUUUAAUCAGGUUGUUUCUUUCAUGGCUGUCAUGUCGAAUAGGAAUCAUACCACUGCUAAGAGAAACCCAUGAACCCUUUACAGAACAUCAAGAAAGAAUCUUUAGUUUUGGUUACGUUUUUUUUUUUUUUUUUUUCCAGCUCAGCCAAAAAACACAUAUAUUGAAGGCUAUAUGUUUUCUGCUGAGGCCUGGCAGAAUACAGUGUACGCCUCCUAUAACAGAGUCAGUCCAUGGGAAAGGAAAAGUGCCUCAUUAGAAAGAUUAGCAAUAGCCUACUGGGUUUUUAUAUCCAAAUCUGUUUACAGCUUAAACACUUGCCUUGUAAAACUGGCCAUCCCAUGGCGACCAUAUCAAGGUUCCUGUUAUUAGUGAGAUGAGACGCUCAAGGCUAGUAAAAGGCAAUGCCCCCAGCUGAGCCAUAUGCUGUUGGUUAGUCCCCGUCACGCUAGCCAUGCUAGCAGCCCGUUCUUCUGGCAUCCAACUUCCCUUACUCGGGCCUGGCUGGCGUCACCUUGCCUGGCUUAUGACUCACGCAUGUCGGUUGAUCAUGCUAACGGUGUCUCGGAUAACAUUCCUUGCAGACUGCUGGCUUGCGUGAGGAAGCUCAUAAAGGUAAUUAAGGUGUCUCAAAAUGAGCAGGCCGGUCAGUUUAACGGCAGCUGAGAGGAUUGUGGAGGCUUGUUCUCUUGGCGUCAAACAGUAAUUACAUUUUCCAUGGUCAUUUAGCGUCUAGGGGUGUUAAUAAUUAGCCUUGAGAGGAUGUCAGAAUUCAACUUGUCAUGAAUUGUAUUCACGCAAUGUUUUAAGUCCCCUAUAACUCUGCUAAGGUACCAAAAAAAACCCUUGGUACUUGUUUAUUUAGGAGGGAGCAAAAGAUCAUUGUGGAAAUUUCAUCAUGCGAAGUUUAAGUCCUGAAAUAAGCAUACCACUUGAGUGUGUGUUCCAAGAGCCAACUGUUAUCUAAUGCUCAAAGCCAUAUGGCUUGGGGCCUUCUGUCACAGUGGGUUCAUAGCACCUCAAGUCAACUUUUAAUGAAAUGUGAAGUAGACUCUGGUCAUUGGUGAAUUGUUUGUGGCCCUGAAAUUAAAACGUCUUGAGAUCAGUUUUGUGACUAGUGUUUAGUCCCAGUUCAAUGAACCUGGCCUGAGAUCAGGAAGAAUCCUAGAACCAUGGAUUGACUCAGAUUGGAUGCUCUCCACUGGCGUAUUUUCUUUUCUUUCUCAUCCAUUCUUGCUGCAUUUGAUUGCUUGACCUUCCUCUCAGUGGAGUGUUUUGGAACUCUUGCUGUCAACCCAAGGACACAACCCAGGACCUCACCCAGACCCUGCACUUUCUCGGCAGCUGCGGCUGCUGAUUCAUCCAUCUCUGAAACAAGCCAGAUGAGAAAAAAAAAAUUUGCCUCCCACUCAUGCUCAAAGCACGGCGUACGGUAAAUGAUUGGUGAAUGUGCUCCUGUUCUUUUAUUAGUUUGGUCCUUCCGUUGAGCUACAAUCCACCGUAAUGUUUUUUUGACCUAAGCUUAACAACAAUGGC